Messenger RNA from Argiope bruennichi, 523 nucleotides. RefSeq lists its product as uncharacterized. Lineage: Eukaryota; Metazoa; Arthropoda; Arachnida; Araneae; Araneidae. The record is from RefSeq and is a predicted model, not a curated record. The transcript is spliced from 4 exons. The coding region runs from base 115 to 453 and encodes 112 amino acids.
ACAAAAGGAUGUAUAUGUUUAGCAAAUGGCACUCGUAUUGUUUAUUUGAAAAUCUAGUGUUUGGCUUGUGUUCACGGAAAAAAGUUUGAUUUCAUUUUGCAAGAGCUGAAAAGUAUGGUACUGAGAAAGGUGCUUAUGAUGAUUCUAAUUAUGUCCAUCGCUAUACAAGAUUCGGAAACUAUCAAGUGUACUCCUGAUUUUUGUGAGAAAGUUCACUGCCAUCCUGUGACAUGUGGACCUCAUCAAAUGCUGCGUCGAAGAGCCGACGCGUGUGGAUGUUGUGACGUAUGCACGGCAUUGUUGGGAAUAGGAGAUCCUUGCAUAUCCCUACGAGGUCCCCCAGCCACCGCGCAAUGUGGAAAAUACCUUGUGUGUAUGCACAGGCGUUGCAUUCCCCUAUAUAGAGUAAGCCAUCACACCGAUCUAGACAAAAAGGACACUUUGGUCACGUAGAAGGGCUUUACCUGGUCUUCUUCCACUGAAGCUACUUUAUGAAAAGAGUCAUUUGAAAAUAAAGGGUUUG